AUGGCGAACUGGCUGGUCAUCGUCAGCAUCCUCGUCUUCGAUCUCAUCGCAUUCGCCCUCGCCGUGACCGCCGAGCAGCGGAGGAGCUCGGUGCUUGUUCUUCCUGUCUCGUCGACUGGAACCAGCCUCUGGCCACGCUUCUGAUCCGAGGAGAUCUGUGACUGCAGGCUACUACGGUGACGGACAAUCAGAAGGAGUACACCUACUGCGUCUACAACUCCGACAUCUCCACCGGACUCGGCGUCGGCGCGUUCCUCUUCCUGCUCCUCAGCCAAUUAAUCCUCAUGGUGGCCAGCAGGUGUCAUUGUUGCGGCCGUGCCCUUCGCGCCGGCGGCCCUCGAGCCUGCUCCCUCAUUCUCUUCCUCCUGUGCUGGUAAUCUAUCCCCAUCCGCAUGGAAGCCCGAUUCCGCCGUCUGCAAAUCCGAAUUCCUCUCUUGUCCUCUCCUUUUCCGAGAUGGUUUUUUGAUCUCUGGUUUUCAGGCUGACGUUCAUCAUUGCGGAAGCAUGCCUGCUUGCGGGUUCAGUGAGAAAUGCGUACCACACCAGGUACAGGACUAUAUUUGGUGCCGAACCCCCUUCCUGCGAGACCCUGCGCAAAGGCGUCUUCGCCGCCGGCGCCGCCUUCGUCUUCUUUACCACCAUUAUUUCCGAGGUGUACUACAUCUUACACUCCAAGGCAAAGGACGGCGGCGCCCCCUACGAAUCCGCCGUCGGCAUGGGCGCCUACCGCUAG
Molecule: messenger RNA, 733 nt
Organism: Spirodela intermedia
Lineage: Eukaryota; Viridiplantae; Streptophyta; Magnoliopsida; Alismatales; Araceae
Source: the annotation of a GenBank genome assembly